CCCCGUGCGCGGGCGGGUUGGCGGGAAAGGCCGGCGGGGCCUGAGGGGUCUGUGCCUGACGGGACCGGAGUGGCCCGGCCCGGCUCGGCACGGCACGGCUCGGCACGGCUCGGCACGGCCAUGCAGGCCUUCCUCAAGGGCCCGGCCUCUAUCAGCACCAAGCCCGUCGCUGCCAAGGAAAAGAACGCGUCCGGGAGCAGCGGGGAUGGCAAGAAGGCCAAACCCAUCCCCUGGGUGGAGAAAUAUCGUCCCAAAAAUGUGGAUGAAGUUGCAUUCCAGGAUGAAGUUGUAGCUGUGCUGAAGAAGUCCCUGGAAGGUGCUGAUCUUCCCAAUCUGUUGUUCUAUGGCCCACCUGGAACUGGAAAGACUUCCACUAUUUUAGCAGCUGCAAGAGAACUGUUUGGGCCUGAUUUAUUCCGGCAGAGAGUCCUUGAGCUGAACGCGUCUGAUGAGCGUGGGAUACAAGUGAUCCGGGAGAAAGUGAAGGCUUUUGCUCAGCUCACGGCGGCUGGAAGCCGUUCAGAUGGUAAAAUGUGUCCACCUUUUAAAAUUGUGAUCCUGGAUGAAGCAGAUUCUAUGACUUCAGCAGCCCAGGCAGCCUUAAGACGCACAAUGGAAAAAGAAUCUAAAACAACACGUUUCUGUCUUAUUUGUAACUACAUCAGCAGAAUAAUUGAACCUUUAACAUCUCGAUGCUCCAAAUUCCGCUUCAAGCCUUUGUCUGACAGUAUCCAACAGCAGAGGCUGCUGGAUGUUUCUGAGAAGGAACAUGUGAAAAUCAGUAAUGAGGCAGUGUCAUACCUGGUGAAAGUGUCAGAAGGGGAUUUAAGAAAAGCAAUUACUUUUCUUCAAAGUGCCACUCGCCUAAUGGGUGGGAAGGAGAUCACAGAGAAGAUAAUCACUGAAAUUGCUGGGGUCAUCCCUAAGGAAACAAUUGAUGAACUGCUAUUGGGCUGCCAGAGUGGUUCCUUUGAGAAACUGGAAAAACUGGCAAAGAAUCUCAUCAAUGAGGGGUUUGCUGUUGCUCAGCUUGUAAACCAGCUGCAUGACACCAUUGUGGAGAGCGAAGAUUACAGCGACAAGCAGAAAUCUGCCAUGGUCGAGAAACUUGCAGAAGUGGACAAAUGCCUGGCAGAUGGUGCUGAUGAAUUCCUGCAGCUGAUGAGUCUCUGUGCCCUUGUGAUGCAGCAGCUCACACAGAACGUCUGACUCCUCCAGCAGCCUUUUGUUCCAGGGGUGGCAGGGCUCUCAGAGCAGGGAGCUGUGUACUUUUGUACUGGUUUUGGGUUUUUUUUGCAAUAAAAGGACUGCACUGCAGUUGGAAAACCUGAGGCUGGAAUAUUUCAUUCAAUUUUUUUACACUGGGUAAAGAGCACAGGGGUCUGUAAUACUCGUACUGUGUAGUUCCUGUUGCACACUUACACAUUCAAACAAGUUAUUGGAAGUGAGCACAUCCAUACUUAAGUCUUCAUCAGCUGCAAGCAGAGACAGGAGGAUUAGUCCUUGUAGCCUGUAUUGGCUUAGCAAAAUGAUCACAUCCCUAUAGAACACAGCUUCAGGCUGAACAGCCCACACCUCCAUCUUCUACCUGAUCCUUUAAACAUAGCAAAAAAUCACUUUACUGUCAAACAGAUUACAACUUUAAUUCUGCAAGAUAAAAAAUGUUCAGCAGUGGGUAGGUUGUGUUCUGAAGGUGUCACUUAGGCUUUCCUGUCAUCUCUAUUCUUGCUCACAAGCCAUUUUAAAGCUGUGACCUGGCUAAGUAUCUUUGGGACAUAAUCUUUCAGAGAUGCUGUUUUGACCACCUGUCCCUCCUUCCUGACUGGCUUGGGAAAAAAAAAUACCCUUGGACAGGUAUUAAGCAUAAAUGAUGCAGUGCAGCUUUUUCAUCAAGCCAGCACCAAUUAUUAUGUGAGCCAUUUUCUACCCUGAUGAAAGGGUGCUUGUUUUAAGGACACGGGUGCAGCACCCCACAGCUUGGUCACCGGGGCCACACUGGCACUUGAAGCUCAGCUGCUCUGGAGUCCAGAACCACCCCUGCAAUUAAUGACCAAGUACUGGAGCUGUGGGGCACAAGGCUGCAGCAUUUUCCAACCUUCAGCUCCGACCCUGAAACAGUGCACGUUACUGUCACCCUCCCCUCAACCCAAGAAGUGACUAUUUACAAUUUAAGUGAAUAUAGAAGUAUUUUAUUGAACAUUCAAACUUCAUUAAGACAUGUGCAAUAUGGCAAAAUUUACUGGGUUUAACCCUAACUAAGACAAUAGUAUGAUUGCUUGCUUGCUGGGGCUUAGCAACAGGGUCCAGAUCACACUUACCACUAAUUAAAUACUUUAUUGAAUAAAUACAUAUGAAACAAAAAUGCAUUUUAAUGCUCUUAUAAAAGUUUAGAGAUUUUGAAAGGCCUUUCCAAUUUAAUCUGAGGUGUAAGUACAUACAAUAAAGGAAGGUAGGCUAGUUUAACAUAAUUGGCUGA
Molecule: messenger RNA, 2476 nt
Organism: Passer montanus (Eurasian tree sparrow)
Lineage: Eukaryota; Metazoa; Chordata; Aves; Passeriformes; Passeridae
Gene: RFC4
Product: replication factor C subunit 4
Exons: 11
Coding region: 121-1209 (362 amino acids)
Biological process (GO): DNA repair; DNA-templated DNA replication
Cellular component (GO): nucleus; DNA replication factor C complex
Molecular function (GO): ATP binding; ATP hydrolysis activity; DNA clamp loader activity
Source: RefSeq, a predicted model, not a curated record